Molecule: messenger RNA, 687 nt
Organism: Schizosaccharomyces osmophilus
Lineage: Eukaryota; Fungi; Ascomycota; Schizosaccharomycetes; Schizosaccharomycetales; Schizosaccharomycetaceae
Gene: idi1
Product: isopentenyl-diphosphate delta-isomerase Idi1
Exons: 3
Coding region: 1-687 (228 amino acids)
Biological process (GO): isoprenoid biosynthetic process; isopentenyl diphosphate biosynthetic process
Cellular component (GO): cytoplasm
Molecular function (GO): isopentenyl-diphosphate delta-isomerase activity
Source: RefSeq, a predicted model, not a curated record
AUGAGCGUCACACAAGAACAAAUGCGCUACGAUGAAGAGCAAUUGAGAUUAAUGGAAGAAGUUUGUAUUGUGGUAGAUGAAAACGACAAGCCUGUGCGAUCAGGCUCCAAAAAAGAAUGUCAUUUAAUGGAAAACAUACAUAAAGGAUUAUUGCAUAGAGCAUUUUCUAUGUUUCUUUUCGAUAAUGACAAUCGUCUUUUGUUACAACAACGUGCAACUGAAAAGAUCACAUUUCCUUCCUUAUGGACCAACACUUGUUGCUCACAUCCUUUAGACGUUGCCUCUGAGCGUGGAUCUGAGUUAGAUGAAGCGAUUUCAGGUGUGAAGUCUGCAGCAGAAAGAAAGCUACUUCAUGAGCUAGGAAUUAAGGCCGAAUAUAUUCCUAAAGAUCAGUAUCAAUUUUUAACCAGAAUUCAUUAUCUUGCACCCAGCAUAGAUAAAUGGGGCGAGCACGAGAUCGACUAUAUUCUAUUUUAUAAAGGUCAAGUUGAGUUGGACAUCAAUCCUAAUGAGGUGCAAGCCUACAAAUAUGUUACUAUGGAUGAGUUGAAGGCCAUGUUUGAAGAUCCACAAUACAAGUUUACACCAUGGUUCAAGUUAAUUUGCCAGCACUUUUUGUUUCAUUGGUGGACUGAUGUGGAUCAUUCAAGCAAAUUCCAGGAUCGAGAAAUUCAUCGGAUGCUAUAA